This is a messenger RNA of Condylura cristata (star-nosed mole), 759 nucleotides long. It is a transcript of the gene CFAP299, whose product is annotated as chromosome unknown open reading frame, human C4orf22. NCBI's taxonomy places the organism in Eukaryota, Metazoa, Chordata, Mammalia, Eulipotyphla, Talpidae. The record is from RefSeq and is a predicted model, not a curated record. The transcript has 8 exons. The coding region runs from base 1 to 759 and encodes 252 amino acids.
AUGGAUGUGGAAGAGGGUUUGACAGCUGUGGACAAUAUAGUAACUCAAUUCAAUACCUAUGAAGACUUCCUCGACUCGCAGAUCACUACGGUAGAUUUGUACUACCUGGAGGAUGAAGUCCUGGCUCGCCAGUUGGUGGAGCUCGGCUACCGGGGCACUGGAGAGGUGAUAAAAAGGGAGGAUUUUGAAGCAAGGAAGAAAGCUAUUGAGCUUGCAAGGCUGGCUGAAAGGACUCAGAAAAAAACACUAACGAGUACUGGUAAAGACCUGCAAGAUAAUUUUAUGAAGGCUCUGGAAGUGAGAGAAGAAGACAACCGUAAUGGAAAAUUGAGUUUAUUUCAUGAGGAAACAAAUGGCAGCCAUGUUCUGAAACUUUCAAAACAAAUGGCUUCCGUGAUCUUUAUUCGUGACAGAAAUUCUCAUGGACAAGAGAUAUCAGGAUAUAUUGACUAUGCCCACAGACUAAAGACAGAAGAUUUUGAAGUUUACUUUAGUGGUAAGAGAAGACUUCUUCCCAAAUCCACAGAUCUCAGCUUUUACAACUGGGACAGUCAGAUUGCCAUUUGGAAUUCAACUCCCAAUUAUCAAGUGAUUGCUGAUAACCCAGAAGGCUUACUUUUCAAAUACAAAAGAGAUAGAAAAAUUCUCAAUGUGGACCCAAAGGCUGAUCCAGGUGACAACUCUACAAGAACGUCUAUCCAGACAGACCUCUACAUCCAAGCUGUCAUUUUUGACCACAUUUCCAGAAGAAAGACUUAA